UCGAAGGAAAGGAAACCAUCCUGAUCCAACUCGUGGCGCCGCCGCCGCCGCCGCCGCAUCGCAUCGCCAUCCUCCACCUAGCUCAUCCACCUCCCACGUAUCCGUACCCCGGCCCCGCGGCGAGAUGGCCUCGACCUGCUUCCGAGCCGCCGCCCGCAUGGCCUCCGCCGCCAGACGCUCGGCGGCGGCGCCCCACUCCGCCUCCUCCGCCGCCCGCGCCGCCGCCGCCGCCGCGGCCCGCCGCGCUCCGUGCUUCUCCAGGAUGCCGGUGGAGCUCGGGUGCUGCACUGGAAUGUCGUUGUUUCCGCUGCACAGUGCGGUGGCGGCUGCGAGGCUGACGUCACGGCUGAGCACGGCGUCCCGGACCUGCAGCGCUCUCUCUCAGGAUGAAAAUGAUGAUACGUGAAACAUUUACACAAUGUCUUAAGAGAUGGGUCAGUUUGUUCGAAGGUGAUAAAACGCUGGGAGACAUGCUCAUGUUGUGCUAUUUGACUGAUUGGAUUUUGUAGAGUAGUAAACAAAAUGAAUGUCUGUGGUGCUACACUUUUUUUUUUACUCCAGCUACAAUCUUGGUCGCGUUAGAGCUUUCCAGGUUUUGAGUUCAUGUCUUCUGAUAUCCUUCCAUAAAAAUAUGCAAGGAUACAUUGCAAAAGUCUGGGCUAUAUUUGUUUUGUACAAUUCUGAAUGCCCUGAUUGUGACAAUGAUAGGGAGAAACAAUUUGAGAUCAGGCGUUGGAAAUUAUGAUGGUAUUGCAUAUGCUA
This is a messenger RNA of Phragmites australis (common reed), 762 nucleotides long. Its product is annotated as protein NUCLEAR FUSION DEFECTIVE 6, mitochondrial-like. The transcript is spliced from 4 exons. Lineage: Eukaryota; Viridiplantae; Streptophyta; Magnoliopsida; Poales; Poaceae. The record is from RefSeq and is a predicted model, not a curated record. Bases 125 to 406 code for a protein of 93 amino acids.